Molecule: messenger RNA, 952 nt
Organism: Anneissia japonica
Lineage: Eukaryota; Metazoa; Echinodermata; Crinoidea; Comatulida; Comatulidae
Exons: 2
Coding region: 236-706 (156 amino acids)
Source: RefSeq, a predicted model, not a curated record
CUUCAAGCUGAUCCUGUGGUAGCUGUAUUGAUCCAGAAAGUGCGAGUGCAUUCCAGGUGUAGCCAACUUACACUAGGAUGUUCAGACCAAGCUUUCAGCACAAUGAGAAGGGUGUCCCGAGACUUGGAGAUUCAUCUGAUGGAGCAGUAUUUAGCAGGUUGAGAAAGCAACCAACCGGCAAGUGUCUACCUCCCGACAUUGUACGCAAAGAUGAGAUGAGCAACUACUUGCUGUUAUGGAUGCCUUUGAAGACUCUUCGUUAUGGACGCCUUUGAAGGCUCGUCUGCCACCAGAAACACAUGGGCUGGAGGGAAAACAUACUGAAGCAACUCAACCUACCGCAUCAUCUCCAGUUUCCAGUCGUGCUUUCUUACCACCUGGCCUGCGACAACCGAGUUCUGCAAUUGCUCAUGUACCCCCGACUCAGGAACAGUUCGUCACAAGACUGUGGAAUGAAAGAGUGGUUCUGUACCCUGAAAAUUGCAAGAAGUUCUGUGAUGCUCGUGACAGUGGCCUGAUAACUGCACCAAAAUUUGAUGACAUCUCCAGAAUAAUCCCCAUACCCACUGUCAAAUGGUUCCUCACCAUCUACUGCAACGAGGUGAUGGGAAGAAUCGACAAGCUCACGGCUUCUAUCAGAUCGACUUUUGGGAGAGUGCUGAAGGUUGACUCUACCAAAAAGGUAACAAUCGUUUUAAUUUCUUAAUUAAUUUGGCUAAUAUUUGCUUAACUUCACCUUAUGUUUGGUUUUUUUUUUUUUUGCAGAUUGUCAGAAAGCUAGCUGGCCACCUCUCAGGGACAGCAGCAUGGGCAACCAACGUCGGAAAUGAUUACAUUCAAGUGCUCAUUUCAGUCCUGACUGCUACAGAAGGAUGUGGCCUAGACAACAUGCUAAAGGGUAUCAUUGAUAGAUACGUCUCAGCUAGCGUACCCCAUUUCGAGUUCCUCUACG